GAACUAUUUCACCAAGAUUGCUAGACUAUCAGAUGUUUAUGUGUGAUCACCAAGAGCAAUCGGCUGCAGCAUGGUUAGCCGCCGCUAUGAACGAGGUCACUAUCACCGAUGACAAUCAUAAACAAGCCUGUCGUCAGUCGCAGACCGUACAGCCACUUAGUCGGCCCAACUCGCGGGGCUUACGUAUACCCGCAUCGAUACUUAGACCGGGUUCGGCACCGGUAUCCCCGACCGGUCACAUCCCAUCCCCGCCCGUCUCACCCAACGGGGACAGCAAAAAGAUUGUCCGCUUCGCCGACUCAGCACCGGGUGGUCAGCUCGAGUGCGUCAAGUACUACGCCCUAUCAUCGGUGCCUAUCCGGCGACGAUCUCUACCACGUGCCAAAAGUUUGCCUACAGGUGUUACCGGUCAACAAAAACAUACUUAUUUCAUCAAACCUACAUUCGCCAACCCAUCGCUCCAAACGGAUCAGUUCGCCGAUCGACUCCACCGGCAGUCCGUAUGCUUGCACUCGGUGUCCACCACCGGCGCCGACAAUACCGUCUACGGCCUGAUAGCCGUACGCAACCAUACGUACGCCAAACGUGUGUCCGUCCGUUACAGUCGCGACGAUUGGUGCUCAGCGGCCGAUACGGUGGCCGACUAUAGCCACACCAGUUGUGGCGCCGAUAUGUUUACGUUUGCCAUCGACUGUAAGCCUCAAGAGUUCACGCAUGAGAUGACUACCGGUGCCCAACCUGUCGGGCCGUUUAAUCAACGCUUGCACUUUGUGUGCCGCUACGAAACGGGCACCGGUGACCAGUAUUGGGACAAUAAUGAUGGUCACGAUUAUUGCGUUAAUUUGUUGGUUAAUGAUUACGCGGUUAAUACUGAUUUAUGA
Molecule: messenger RNA, 881 nt
Organism: Medioppia subpectinata
Lineage: Eukaryota; Metazoa; Arthropoda; Arachnida; Sarcoptiformes; Oppiidae
Source: the annotation of a GenBank genome assembly